CGUAGUGGAGCAGCAAGCGACCGGUCUCUUCAUGUUGGAAAUCUGGAAUAGAAAUAUACCUGGAUUUUCUUUUGAUUGUCUUUAAAUACCAUUCUAGCCAUGGAGUUAACGUACCAUGCUUUGAAAAAGACGCAUGAGGUGAAGGAAGCGGAAGAGAUGCGAACAGAAGCCCGUCGAAAAAAUCUUCUCAUUCUGAUACUAAAUUAUUUAACUGAGGAAGGAUAUGUUGAUACUGCAAACACUUUGGAACAAGAAACGAAAAUGAACUUGCGACGCUUUGAAGUUUGCGACAACGUGGACCUUGAAACGAUUAUGCUGGAAUAUGAAAGUUAUUACUACGUUAAAUUUCAGAAGUAUCCAAAGAUCACCAAGAAAACCUUAGACACCACUGAUAAUAAAUCAAGAAGUGGAGGAAAAAUAAAAAGGGCAGGUAGCAGCAAUUACCGGAAUCUCCCUAAAAUCAGCCAGCCUCAAACAACGCAGAGGCCCACGUCAAAAGCAAACCCUUCGAGAACAGCAGACUCCAAAAGUUUCAGCAAGGAGAGCCCUAGACAGGAAAGUGAAGAUUCUUUGAAUCGUGUUUCAUCUGACUUUGGUUUAAAUGUAUCUGCAAUCCACAAAGGAGGAGGUGGAGAAGGGACUCAUCCUCGAAGGGGUCAAAUUAUUGAUUUCCGUGGGAUGAUCCACGAUGCUAUUAAAGGUGCAUCAAGUGAAAUAGCUUUGCAUAGCCUUAACUGCAAUCCGGAUCCUUCGGAACGGCUGUUAAAACCGCUAGGAGCCUUUGGUGGGAUGUCUGCUGAAAUGAGGGAACUUGCAACCGUCGUGAGCCGGGAUAUUUAUCUCCACAACCCAAAUGUCAAAUGGAGUGAUAUUAUUGGACUUGAUGCAGCCAAGCGGUUAGUAAAGGAAGCUGUGGUGUAUCCCAUACGGUAUCCACAGCUGUUUACAGGCAUCCUGUCUCCAUGGAAAGGAUUACUGCUUUAUGGACCUCCAGGUACUGGAAAAACUUUGCUAGCUAAAGCUGUGGCCACUGAAUGCAAUACUACCUUCUUCAAUAUCUCAGCAUCCACUAUCGUCAGCAAAUGGAGAGGUGAUUCAGAAAAACUUGUCAGAGUCUUGUUUGAGCUGGCCCGCUACCAUGCUCCCUCCACAAUCUUCUUGGAUGAGCUGGAGUCCGUCAUGAGUCAACGCGGCACUGUGCCAGGCGGUGAACACGAAGGAAGCAGGCGGAUGAAAACAGAAUUAUUGGUGCAGAUGGAUGGCCUGGCCCGAUCGGAUGAUCUUGUCUUUGUUUUAGCGGCUUCCAACUUACCCUGGGAACUGGAUUGUGCCAUGCUGCGCCGGCUGGAAAAAAGGAUCCUGGUCGACCUACCAAGUCAAGAGGCACGACAAGCCAUGAUCCAGCACUGGCUUCCCCCUGUGAGCAACAGCGGAGGAGUGACGCUGAGGACUGAGUUGGACUACGCCUUGCUUAGUCAGGAGAUGGACGGGUAUUCUGGCUCCGACAUCAAAUUGGGCUGCAAAGAAGCUGCGAUGCGGCCCGUCAGAAAAAUCUUCAGUGCCCUUGAAAACCACCAGCCAGAUAGUGGGAGCCUUCCUGUAAUCCAGCUGGACACUGUCACCACGGAAGACUUCCUGGAGGUGCUCAUGCACACCAAGCCCUCCGCUAAGAACCUCACCCAGAAAUACACCAGCUGGCAAAGAGAAUUUGAAUCUGUCUGAAACUCUAAUCCAGAAUUUCAUCCUCCCCCCCCC
Messenger RNA from Anolis sagrei ordinatus, 1755 nucleotides. It is a transcript of the gene KATNAL2, whose product is annotated as katanin catalytic subunit A1 like 2. The record is from RefSeq and is a predicted model, not a curated record. Gene Ontology annotation, molecular function: protein binding; ATP hydrolysis activity; ATP binding. Lineage: Eukaryota; Metazoa; Chordata; Lepidosauria; Squamata; Anolidae.